Messenger RNA from Astyanax mexicanus (Mexican tetra), 5710 nucleotides. RefSeq names its product protocadherin-9. Gene Ontology annotation, molecular function: calcium ion binding. The record is from RefSeq and is a predicted model, not a curated record. The coding region runs from base 699 to 4415 and encodes 1238 amino acids. Gene Ontology annotation, cellular component: plasma membrane. Gene Ontology annotation, biological process: homophilic cell-cell adhesion. NCBI's taxonomy places the organism in Eukaryota, Metazoa, Chordata, Actinopteri, Characiformes, Acestrorhamphidae. The transcript is spliced from 5 exons.
UGAGGAGUCGCGCGCUGCUGGGAACGGGACCCGAGCCUGAGCUGCACCUCACUGUCCCCUCGUGGGAUGAUAACUGAUGCGUGAGACCGGUGAGAGUGGUGAGAGUGAGUGUGCGUGUGUGCUUGUUUGAACGUGUGCGCGUGCGUGUGUACGUGUGUGUAUGUGUGUUAGUGAGCUGCGUGUGGAUGCAUCGUGCGCGCGUGCCGGAGGACACACCGUGUGUGCGCGCGCGUGUGGAGAAGGUGAGCAGGAGCUGCUGCUGCUGAUGCUGCUGCUGCCGCCGCGUCCUCUUCUUCUUCUUACCUGGCCAUCAUCAUCAUCAUCAUCAUCAUCACCUGCUUUCGGCACGUUCCUCCACUGACAGAGCUCGAGAAUGUGCGCGCGCUGCGUCUCGGACUAAAGCUGUUGGAUUUGCUCUCUCUCCUGUUAUUUUGGCUCGUUUUCGCUAUUUUUGGGACACCUGCUGGAGGAAAGACAUCACAGGAAGGAUAAUGCUCGUGCGCGUGCUUGGUUCCCUUGGUGGAUCUGCUCUCCAGACGCACAGAGAUUAGGAGGCAACAAAAAAGAUAACGGGUUGCGCUUGGCUGCUCCUUAUCUCUGAACGCACGGGUCCAUGAAUCCUUGGCUGUGACCGCGGUGCAUGGGGAUAACUGUUUUGAAAAAAUAAGAGCAGAGGGGAACACGAUUGAACUGCUGUCAUGGAUUUAAAGGAUUUCUACUUAUUGGCAACCCUAGUUGCUUGCCUGUGGCUAGAUCCCGCCAUAGCCCAAGAACUAAUUUACCCUAUCCGGGAGGAACUGCAAGAGAACGUUCUUAUUGGAAACAUACCAAAGGACUUGAACAUCUCCCAUAUGAACACUGCCACUGGGGCCAGCAACAAUCUGGUUUACCGGCUGGUGUCGAAAGCAGGGGACAACCCGCUGCUGAGAGUGAUGAGCAACACAGGAGAGAUUUUUACCACCUCCAACAGAAUCGAUCGUGAAAAGCUCUGCCCCGGACCCUCGUACGAGGACAGCGAGUGCUCCUUCGAAAUCGAAGUGGUCAUACUGCCCAAUGACUACUUCAGAUUGAUCAAAAUCAAGAUCGUCGUGAAGGACACUAAUGAUAACGCCCCGAUGUUCCCUUCGCCAGUAAUUAACAUCUCCAUUCCUGAAAACACGCUCAUCAACAGCCGCUUCGCCAUCCCCUCUGCCACCGACCCAGACAUGGGACCCAACAGCGUGUACAAGUACGAGUUGGUCAACGGCCAAAGCGCUUUUGGCUUGGACAUCGUUGAGACGCCAGAAGGGGAGAAGUGGCCGCAGCUUAUCGUCCAGCAGAAUCUCGACAGGGAGCAGAAGGACACGUAUGUGAUGAAGAUCAAAGUGGAGGACGGUGGCAGCCCUCAGAAAUCCAGCACUGCCAUCCUUCAAGUCACGGUGACUGACGUCAAUGACAACAGACCCGUGUUCAAAGAGAGCCAAAUAGAAGUUCACAUUCCUGAAAGUUCUCCGGUCGGAACUUCAGUCGUGCAGCUGCAGGCUACAGAUGCAGACGUUGGCGCCAAUGCAGAAAUCAAAUACAUGUUCGGCACCCAGGUAUCUCCAGCCACGAGGAGGCUCUUCGCGUUGAAUUCCACCACCGGCCUUAUAACAGUGCAACGGCCACUGGACAGGGAGGAGACUGCUAAUCAUAAACUGUCAGUUUUAGCGAGCGAUGGCAGCUCCAGUUCGGCACGAGCCACCGUAACAAUCAAUGUGACUGAUGUGAAUGAUAAUGCUCCAAACAUAGAUCUGAGAUACAUUAUCAGUCCAACCAAUGGCACUGUCUUGCUGUCUGAAAAAGACCCCGUUAACACCAAGAUUGCUCUUAUCACCGUCUCUGAUAAGGACACGGAUGUCAAUGGGAAGGUGAUUUGUUUCAUUGAAAAGGACGUGCCCUUCCACCUCAAAGCCGUCUACGACAACCAGUACUUGUUGGAAACCUCAGCUUUGCUUGAUUACGAGGGCACCAAGGAGUACAUCUUUAAAAUUGUGGCAUCUGACUCUGGAAAGCCCAGCUUGAACCAGACAGCACUGGUUAGAGUGAGGCUAGAGGACGAGAACGAUAAUCCGCCGAUUUUUACACAGCCGGUUAUUGAACUGACAGUUUCAGAAAAUAACAAGCGUGACUUAUAUCUGACAACCAUCACUGCCACAGAUGAAGACAGUGGAAGGAAUGCUGAAAUCGUCUACCAGCUUGGUCCUAAUGCCUCCUUCUUUGACCUUGACCGCAAAACAGGGGUGCUCACAGCAUCAAGAGUGUUUGAUCGAGAGGACCAGGAGAGGUUCUUAUUCACUGUCACAGCGAGAGACAACGGCACUCGUGCUUUGCAAAGCCAGGCAGCAGUCAUCGUCACUAUUCUGGAUCAAAAUGACAACAGCCCCAAGUUCACGCACAACCACUUUCAGUUCUUCGUGUCUGAGAACCUGCCCAAGUACAGCACGGUUGGAGUGAUUACAGUUACAGAUGCAGAUGCAGGUGAAAAUGCUGUGGUUUCUCUUUCCAUACUCAACGAUAAUGAAAACUUCAUCCUCGACCCAUACACUGGAGUCAUAAAGUCCAACGUGUCUUUCGACAGGGAGCAGCAAAGCUCCUACACUUUUGAUGUCAGGGCUGUGGACAGCGGCCACCCGCCAUGUUCAUCGGCCGCAAAGGUGACCAUCAAUGUCAUCGACGUCAAUGACAACCCUCCCAUCGUUAUCUACCCUCCUUCGAACACUUCUUUCAAGCUGGUGCCAUUGUCUGCGAUUCCAGGCUCAGUAGUUGCUGAAGUUUUUGCAGUGGAUGGAGAUACAGGAAUGAACGCAGAAUUGAAGUACACUAUCGUCAAUGGGAACAACAAGGGACUGUUCAGGAUUGAUCCUGUGACUGGGAAUAUUACCUUAGAGGAAAAGCCCACAGAAGCCGACUCCGGCCUCCAUCGGCUGGUGGUCAACAUCAGCGAUCUGGGCUACCCAAAGUCCCUGCACACCUUGGUUCUGGUUUUCCUCUACGUGAACAACACUGUUGGAAAUUCAUCUCACAUCUACAGCCUCAUCCGCCAGACCAUGGAGACGCCGCUGGACAGAAACAUAGGCGACAGCAGUGAGGCGUACCACAAUGUCGAUAACUUGAAAACCAUUAUUGCCAUCGUUACAGGAGCAAUGGUGGUCAUCGUGGUCAUUUUCAUCACCGUUCUGGUGCGUUGCCGUCACGCUUCUCAGUUCAAGGCUGCUCAGAGGAAGAAGCAAGGUGCAGAGUGGAUGUCGCCCAACCAGGAGAACAAGCAGAACAAGAAGAAGAAGCGCAAGAAAAGGAAGUCGCCCAAAAGCUCCCUGCUGAACUUUGUCACAAUCGAGGAAAACAAACCCGACGAUCCAGCUCACGAGCCCAUAAACGGCACCAUUAGCAUCCCUGCCGAACUGGAAGAACCCGGGAUCGGACGCUUUGACUGGAAUACUACGCCAACCACCACCUUCAAGCCCAGUAGCCCCGACUUAGCAAGGCACUACAAGUCUGCCUCGCCCCAGUCCGCUUUCCACCUGAAGGCCGACACUCCUGUGUCCGUGAAAAAGCAUCACGUCAUUCAGGAGCUGCCGCUGGACAACACUUUCGUCGGAGGAUGCGACACGCUCUCCAAGCGCUCCUCCACCAGCUCAGACCACUUCAGUGCCUCGGAGUGCAGUUCCCAAGGAGGCUUCAAGACAAAGGGCGGGACCUUACACACCAGACAGGGAACUCUAACACGCGCCCGGACCGAACUGAACCCCGACUAUCUGGACCUGCGCUCACGAACUGACCUCAACCCUGAGUACUGGACGCCCUGCACUCCUCUAUCUCAGCGGCGCGUCACGUUUCACCUGCCGGACGGCUCUCAGGAGAGCUGCAGUGACAGUGGAUUGGGGGAGCAUGAGCCGGUGGGCGGUGGCCCCCUACUGACACACCCACUCCCUCUGGUGCAGCCGCAGGACGACUUCUACGAACAGGCCUCUCCGGACAAGAGGACCGAAGCCGACGGCAACUCUGACCCCAACUCCGAUGGACCGCUGGGGCCGAGGGGACUGGUGGAGGCCACGGAAAUGUGCACGCAGGAGUGUUUGGUGCUGGGCCACUCGGAUAACUGCUGGAUGCCACCCGGCCUGACUUCAUACCCGUCCCCCAAAUCGCCCGUAUCCUCCUACGGCGGGCAGAAGGAGUGGACCAAAGACAAACUUCUGAACGGCCACACGCUGAGCCGCGGCUGGAAGGGCGAGCGCGGCGGCCAGGAGCAAUUCGGGGACAGAAAGGCCUACGGCGUCUCGGAGGGACAUUUCGGCCCCAACGGUGGCGGUCACAUGGCCGAUAUUCCUCUGGCCAGCCUGAAAUCCUACCAGACGGCUUCUGGCCAGGAAAGCCCAAAGGAACAGCAGCUUUAAAAGAGCUGGCAUCUGCAGUCGCCCUCUUUAACCACCCCAACAACUCUUACUAUCACUAUUAUCACUCUUGUUGUCCAACGAAUUAUUAUUAUAAUUAUUAUGAUUAUAACGGUUAUUAUGAGUAUACUACACUUCUGUUCUUUUGCUUCCAUCUCUUUCUCUUUUUUCCGUCCCUUUUUUGUCCUUUUACUACUAUUAUAAUUAUUAUUAUUAUUAUUAUAAUUAUGAUUACUAUGAUUAUUAUUACUACUACGACUAUUGUUAGAUCGAUGCUAUACCGCUGUGUGAUUAGUAAAUAUGUAAAUGUAGGCUACAGAAGUAGAUUACUACGACUUAGACUUUUAAGCGCUUAUGCAGGACAGUAUACGACAAUAUACCAUGCGAAAAAAAACAAAAAAAAAAACAACACACAACACAAACCCCGAACUUACGCCCGGAACGUCUGAAGAAUUUUUUAUUUUUCGAAGAAUUCUGAGGAGUCCAUGAUGCCCAUCUCGUCAUGUUGAAAGGAGCAAAAAAAAAAAAAAAAGAAAGAAAAAAAAUCAAGAAAAAAAAUGUCUGGAAUUUGUUGCAAAAUUCUCAUAUACAGUCCAAAAAAUACAUGUGUGUAACUUCAUCUAGAACAGAGACUACAAAAACGUGCAAAGCAGGUGAUUGUGAAGUUUGAGAGAUUGAUAGAUUGAAAGAGAAAGGAAAUGAAAGAGGAAGAAAGAGGUAAAGGAUGAAUAAAGGUGAUGAAAUGGGACUACCCCUAUGUAUACCAGUUUAAAAAAAAAAUAAUAAUAAUGAUAUAAUGGCUGACCAAUAUACAGUAUACAAAUAUUGUGACGUGGUUGUUAUUGAGCUGUUUUGGGACUAUAUUAAUCUCUACACCAUCCAAGAAAAGUGGAAAAUCACAGUUGAGAAAUGAGCAUUGUGCUAAUACACUGUUAGUGGAUACCUCGUUUAGUCUGUCAUUGUUGGCGUGUUUGUAAAUAUAACUUAAUACUAACCGAUUUUAUGUACUUGUAAUAAUCACAUGGAUAGAUCAGUGAUCAUAUGGCAGUUGUCUAUCUAUCUAUUUUUAUUAUCGUUUAUCAUAAAGCAUAAAGGGUUUUUUGUAUUUAUUUUUAUUUUUUUUGAAGAGGGAGGAUGUUAUUUUUUUAUUUUAUUUUAUUUUUUUGUGUGGGAGGGAUGGGGUUCAUAGCGUUCAUAUCUCCUGUUUGUGUCCUUUUUAGAACGAGACGCCCGGAAAAAGUGUUGAAAAAGAGUUUCAAGAAUUUCACACAGAUUAAAAAAAAAAAAAAAAAAAAACA